AUGCCAGAAGAAGCAGCGAGUAGGUUGCCUGUCGCCGCAAGGCUAAGACUCAGGCAGGACCGGUGGCUCGAGACGCUCGGCAAAGUCUUUCUCGUGAGCGAGGGCUACAUCGUCAGAAGGCCCCCAUCGCUCCUCGAAGACCUGUACAAGGUGAUCACCGUCGAGAUCUUCGGCAACGGUCGAUGCUUCGUGGUGGUGAUCAUCGAGCCCCCCGUGGAAGAGGAAAACCGGUCCGCUUGCUGGGAGAGCCUGGACGCGCUCCAGCGGGAGUAUUGGUUCCAGCCCGUCAGGGGACAGUCAAGAAAUCAGGACAUCUACGGGGCCCUGCAGAUGGGGGACGAAGUGAUCUUCACGAAGAAGGACCAGGACCCGCCAGCGAAAGACGGGGGACACGUGCCAGCGUCGAGAACCUUCGAGGCCGAGACGGUACUGAGCUGGGACGCGGAUAUCUCUGUGAUCGAGUUCCACCUCGAACAAGUGAAGUCCAAAAUUCAGAUAGCUAGGCUUCGUCGAUUGCUUGGCUCGGUAUCAAGGAUGGUGGUGAGACAGGGAGUGUUUGAAAUUGCAUGA
Molecule: messenger RNA, 570 nt
Organism: Aspergillus brunneoviolaceus CBS 621.78
Lineage: Eukaryota; Fungi; Ascomycota; Eurotiomycetes; Eurotiales; Aspergillaceae
Exons: 1
Coding region: 1-570 (189 amino acids)
Source: RefSeq, a predicted model, not a curated record